GCGCAGCGGGGCCGGGGGACUUCAGCCGAGGGGCACCGCCUGCCAGGCGCAGCCUCCACUCUGCUCUGGCCUGACAUUCUGUCCCAGGUUUUCCCCCGAGCUGGCCUGGGGCUGAGAGCCACUGCCAGUGACCUGGAGAGUCCCGUGGUGUGGCCGCCGCCCCUCCCCCUCCCGGGGUGUGUAACUCAAGCCCCUGGCCUGUCACCCAGCGAGGGCAGAUCGUUUUCCUCUGGCUCCUCUUCCAGGCUGGGGACCACGGGGCCUGAGGAUGAAGCUGACCUCUGCACCACACUGGCCCCUGCCCUGCUUCCUCGUGCUGCUGCCCUGGCCUCUGGCUACACCGACAUCUACACCCCCUUGGCAGUGCCCGCCCGGGGAGGAGCCCGACCUGGACCCGGGGCAGGGCUCACUGUGCAGGUCCUGCCCCCCGGGCACCUUCUCCGCCUCGUGGGGCUCCAGCCCAUGCCAGCCCCACUCCCGCUGCAGCCUUCGAGGGAGGCUGGAGGCCCGGGCGGGCUCAGCGAUUCAAGACACACGAUGUGGAGACUGCCAGCCUGGGCGGUUUGCUCCUUCAGAGGUUCCCCGUGUUCCCUGCCAGCCAUGCUUCCAGACACCUCUGGGUCCUCGUGGCUGUGACGAGCGGAGAUGGCGGACCCGACGUGGCGUGGAGGUGGCAGUGGGGGCCAGCAGCACCAGGGAGACACGGCAGCCUGGGAACGGCACGCGGGCCGGUGGCCCCGAGGAGACGGCCGCCCAGUACGCGGUCAUCGCCAUCGUGCCCAUCUUCUGCCUCAUGGGGCUGCUGGGCAUCCUGGUGUGUAACCUGCUCAAGCGGAAGGGCUACCACUGCACUGCCCACAAGGACGUCGGGCCCGGCCCUGGAGCUGGAGGCAGCGGGAACAGCGCCGCCUACCGGGCUGAGGAUGCCAACGAGGACACCAUCGGGGUCCUGGUGCGCUUGAUCACGGAGAAAAAAGAGAACGCGGCGGCCCUGGAGGAGCUGCUGAAGGAGUAUCACAGCAGACAGCUGGUGCAGACCAGCCUCGGGCCUGCACCCAGGCUGCCGCCCGGACCUCCCAGCAUGCCGCACAUCUGUCCGCAUCGCCACCACCUCCACACCGUGCAGGGUCUGGCCUCACUCUCUGGCCCUUGCUGCUCCCGUUGCAGCCAGAAGAAGUGGCCCGAGGUGCUGCUGUCCCCUGAAGCUGCAGCUGCCACCACUCCUGCUCCCAGACUCCUGCCCAACCCCACCAGGGCUCCCAAGGCCGGGGCCAAGGCAGGACGCCAGGGCGAGAUCACCAUCUUGUCUGUGGGCAGGUUCCGCGUGGCCCGGAUUCCCGAGCAGCGGACAAACUCACUGGCCUCUGAGGUGAAGACCAUCACGGAGGCGGGGCCCUCGGGGGCUGAUUUCACUGACUCCUCACAACCUGGCCCCCCUGCCGAGCAGCGGGCCCUGCUGGGAAGUAGUGGAAGCCAUACUAAGUGGCCGAAGCCCCCAGCAGAGAAGAAGGCUGAGGAGAACCGCUAUGUGGUCCGGCUGAGUGAGAGCAACCUGGUCAUCUGAGGGACAAUCUUGUCUAAGAACACCGCAGGCCUGUCCUAGGAGGUUCUGAAGGCUUCCUGGAGGAGGUGGAGCUGCAGCUGGGCCCGAAAGGAUCAAGCAGCAAUGGCCCAGCAGACAAAACAGCAAGACCAAGGCCUGGAGGCGGGAGCGUCUGCCCCAGUGAGGAGGCAGGCCGGCAGGCACCGUGUCCGGGAGCAAGCUGAAAGUCCCACCCAUCCCUGCCGCCCAGUUCCUUCCCUGCAGGAUGCCCUUGACCCUGGGCCCUGGUCAGAUCCGAGGAGCCCACAGCACCCUCUGUACCACUAGGAGGCUAGGCCCUGACGGUGGGAAGGGGCCCUCUGCCUGGCACCCCUGGCCCCACACCUUGGUAAUUAGCCACCUCCUGCCUCAGUACAGGGCCCUCCAGCGGAUGUACCUCCCCCUCCUCUAGGGGCAGCACAGUGUGUGGGGCUGGGAGUCUGGAUUCCUGGGUUCUAAUCCUGGGCAAGUCCCUGGCCAUCACUGGGUCCAAAUUUUUCUGACUGUGAAGUCUCAGUGCCCAGGGCCUCUCCAGCUCGCUGCAGGAUCUGGGCUGGGUCACGUGGAGGGAGAGCUUGUCUCCUUGCCACCCCCUCCCACUAGUAGCUUUACCUGGCCUCAUUUUUGCUGCUUCCAGGGUGUCCAUCUUCAGGGUCCCCAAGGGGCUGCCCAUCCAUGGCUCUGCCGACAGAGGGGCUCAUGCAUGUGCCUGCCCCCACCCCGCUCUUUUUACUGAAACUGAAGAAACAGACUUGACCUGGGUGGGACUGUGCUGCAGCCCCAGCCUGCCCAGCCGCCCCCAAGAUACCGGGAGCUUCCGCUUCCGGGGGGAGGCGUGUGACAGGCUGGAGAGGCACCUCCGACCCAGGUGGUGCGUGUCCCUGUGGUGUCGGUGUCUGUCCCUGGCCUGGGCGGUGCGGGCAACAGCCCAGCCUGUCUCCACCCCAGUUCAGCAACCUGGUUAUUUAUGUGGGGCUGUGCAGGCACGGCCUCCCCCCACCCCAUGUCAUCCUUGUUCUUAUUUAUUGAAACUUGGCUGUUGUCCUGUCCUUGUGUCUCCACCCACAUCCAUCUGUUGAAUAAAAGGUGGGAUAGUGGCGUCCUGAGGAGCCUCUGCCCUGGUCGUCUGUCC
Molecule: messenger RNA, 2714 nt
Organism: Phyllostomus discolor (pale spear-nosed bat)
Lineage: Eukaryota; Metazoa; Chordata; Mammalia; Chiroptera; Phyllostomidae
Gene: RELT
Product: RELT TNF receptor
Exons: 11
Coding region: 269-1564 (431 amino acids)
Biological process (GO): apoptotic process; amelogenesis
Molecular function (GO): protein binding
Source: RefSeq, a predicted model, not a curated record